CUUGAGUAACAACGUAAAAAUGUUACGUUAGCCUCAUUUGAUGAUAAUCUUAAAAAAAUACCUUUGAUAUUUAAAUUUUUUUUUUGUAAAUAUGACGAUAGCUAUUAAUGUUUGUAAACAGGGAACAAAUGUUCCUUAUGGUAUAAUAGCAUUAGCUCAAUAUAUUAAUGGUUUAUCAAAAGCUUCAGAGCAAAAACUUGACAUUCAUUGGUAUGAAACGAUUGAAGGCAUCAACAAUACUUUUGUAGUUUUAAAAGUUGAUAAUAAUGACAUUACCGGAUCAAAUAAUGUUUCAAGAUAUUUAGCUAAUAACUAUAAGGAUUUGGAUUUGUAUGGAAAUAAUUCUGCAUCUAAAACUAUGAUUGAUCAUUGGAUAGAUUUUGCUACAGAUAAAUUGGAAACCAGUGAUUUCAAAAUUCUUGAAGCAGCAUUUGAUGAGAUUAAUCAUCAUCUUACCCUUAGAACUUUUCUUGUUGGCUAUAAAUUAUCUUUGGCCGAUAUUAUUGUAUGGGGAGCUCUUAAAAAUUCGGCAGCUUUCAAUCGCCAGAUUAAAACUGGAAAGGAAGCAGGAGGUCCUCAUUUAAUAAGAUGGUUUAAUUAUAUUAAUUCGUUGGAUUUUAUUCAACAAGGAACAAAUUGGAUCGCCCAAAAUGCAAAAUCAUCAUCCAAAGUGGGGAAAGAUCAACCAAAUAUGAAUAUUGGAUUGGUGGAUGCCGAAGUUGGAAAAGUAGUUACUAGGUUUCCACCGGAACCUUCUGGAUAUUUACAUAUUGGACAUGCUAAAGCUGUCAUGUUAAAUCAAUAUUUUGCCCAAAAAUAUAAAGGAAAAUUGAUUGUUAGAUUUGAUGAUACUAAUCCCACAAAGGAAAAGGAAGAGUUCGAGGAGAGUAUUAAGGAGGAUUUGACAUUACUCGAAAUUAUUCCAGAUAAAAUAACAUAUACAUCUGAUUAUUUUGAUCAAUUGUAUCAGUAUGCGAUUAAGAUUAUUGAAAAAGGAUUAGCUUAUGUUGAUGAUACUGAUGUCUCUACUAUGAGAGAACAACGUAUGGACGGUAUUCCUUCAAAAAGUCGGGAUUUGUCUGUUGAAAAAAAUCUUGAAAGAUUUAAAGAGAUGACCGAAGGAACUGUGUUUGGAUUAAGUUGCUGUCUUCGAGCAAAAAUAGAUAUGUCAAAUCCAAAUAAAGCUUUACGUGAUCCAGUAAUUUACAGAUGUGACCUAAAUCCCCAUCACCAUACAGGAAAUAAGUGGAAGCUUUAUCCAACAUAUGAUUUUGCAUGUCCAAUUGUUGAUUCAAUUGAAGGAGUAACACAUGCUUUAAGAACAAAUGAAUAUCGAGAUAGAAAUGCUCAAUAUGAUUGGUUUCUUCAAUCUCUAGAUUUAAGAAAAGUUCAUGUUUGGGAUUUUAGUAGACUGAAUUUUGUUUAUACAUUGCUAUCAAAACGUAAAUUACAAUGGUUUGUUAAUCAAGGUCUUGUUAGUGGAUGGGAUGAUCCAAGAUUUCCAACUAUUCGUGGCAUUCGGCGUCGUGGAAUGACAGUUGAGGCCUUGAAACAGUAUAUAUAUACUCAAGGGGCAUCGCAAAAUGAUGUAACAUUAGAAUGGGAUAAAUUAUGGGCAUUAAAUAAAAAAGUUAUUGAUCCUGUUGCUCCUAGACACAUAUCAAUUACCAAGCAAAAUAUAGUUAAAACAAGCAUAUUGGAGGGACCUGAAAUUCCUUAUUCUAAAGAGAUAGCCAAGCACAAGAAGAAUCCUAAUGUUGGAAAAAAACAAACUUGGUUUGCUUCCAGCAUUUGGAUUGAACAGGAGGAUGCAAAAACAUUUGAGAAUGAAGAAGAGAUCACACUUAUGGAUUGGGGUAAUGCAAUUGUUAAAACCAUCCAUAAAUCUGAAACAAAUUCAGAUAUUGUAACGGAACUUGAGUUACAACUUCAUUUAGAGGGAGACUUCAAAAAAACAAAAAAGAAAAUUUCUUGGUUAGCUAAUACUGCGAAUGUUUCUGAAGUAGUAUUAAUUGACUAUGAUUAUUUAAUAACCAAAAAAAAAUUAGAAGAAGAUGAUAAUGUUGAAGAGUUCGUUACUAAAAAAAGUGAGUUCUUAACGAAUGCUUUAGCUGAUAGUAAUGUUAAGGAGUUAAAAAAAGGAGAUAUAAUUCAAUUUGAGCGUCGUGGAUAUUACAUUUUGGAUAAUGAUGCUUUUGAAUCAGCUCUUCGUUUUAUUUAUAUUCCUGAUGGUAAAGCUAGCAGUUUGGCAUCUAAAGCUGAUGAAGCAGAAAAUGCUGGAAAACAAGGAAAAAAGAAAGAAAAGAAUAAAGAAAUUAAAGAAAUGAUUACUACCAAUACAGUUUCUGGUACUGCUUUUCCUGUUAUUGAUAAGGAUGUUACAAAAAAUAUAAAGAUGUAUGGAGUUCCAGAUAUUUAUGGUGAAGUGCCAAUGCCAACACCAGAGCAAAUUUCAAAAAUGUAUAAAGUACCAAAUAUUUAUUCUUAAUAGAUUAAUGUUUGAAGUAAAAUCAAAGUUUAUAAAAAUUAUCUAAUUUAAAGUAUAUUAAUAAAAUAUAUUUUA
Messenger RNA from Rhizophagus irregularis DAOM 181602=DAOM 197198, 2563 nucleotides. RefSeq lists its product as uncharacterized. The record is from RefSeq and is a predicted model, not a curated record. Gene Ontology annotation, cellular component: methionyl glutamyl tRNA synthetase complex; cytoplasm; cytosol. Gene Ontology annotation, biological process: glutamyl-tRNA aminoacylation; translation. Gene Ontology annotation, molecular function: ATP binding; glutamate-tRNA ligase activity. Lineage: Eukaryota; Fungi; Glomeromycota; Glomeromycetes; Glomerales; Glomeraceae.